Messenger RNA from Nerophis lumbriciformis (worm pipefish), 1146 nucleotides. The record is from RefSeq and is a predicted model, not a curated record. NCBI's taxonomy places the organism in Eukaryota, Metazoa, Chordata, Actinopteri, Syngnathiformes, Syngnathidae.
AUGGAGACCUUUGUUUUUUUGUUUUCCUUUUCUGCCCUCGGCGUGCUGUACUGUAUGAACACUUUUCCUGCGCUUCAAGAGCCAUAUGUGAUACUGGUGAUCGGAAUUGCCGUACUGGUUCUAGUCUUCAUCUUCUACCUCCUCAUUACUCGCCGCAACCCACCCAAGGAUGCCUUGUUCUUUGUAUUUGCAGAAUUUUCCUUCACAUGUGUUAUCGACCUGACUAGUGCCUUGGAGUAUGAUGGCGUCAUCUCUGGGUUUAUGGAGUUCUAUCGUAAAACAGGCGAGCCUUACCUCGGCACAGCUUAUGCCAUUAUGAUGUGUUACUGGGAUGGAAUUGCUCAUUUUAUCAUGUACCUCAUCAUGAUCAGCAAAAUAAUGGACAGUAAAGGAUACCGCACGCUGGGUCUGUUCUGGGCCGGAUCCUUGUGUGCCAACAUGAGCGUGUUCAUCACUGGCAUUGUGGCAGGGAAAUACGGUGCCGAGAUCCGUCCGGCUUUCUGGCUCAACUUCCUCUUCCUGUUGAUGCCCGCAUGGGGAGCGAUCACACUGUUUGCUCGACCCAAGGACAGGCCACUGACUGGGGGAUAUAAUGCUCAGCACGCUCAGAGCAUGAAGCUCAUCUGGCGCCCUUUGGAUCUGAUACUGGUGCUUCUCCUGCUGGCCGCUAUGGCCUUCACUAUCCUCCGGGGCCUGGCAGCUCUAGAUUCCCCACUCAGCGCGUGUUCAUUCUACAUGAAACACUAUGAGCCCUACUUGCUGGAUCCGGUGGGCUACCCAAGGGUGAUGAUGUUGCACUUGUUCUUCUAUGGACUACCACUGCUGGCAGCGUUUGUUUACGGUCUCCUCAAACCAGGCUGCACGUGGAUGCCUGACCUAACUGUGUUCUUUUCAGGAGCGAUGAUCCAGUGCCAGUGGGCUCACAUUGGGGGAUCCCUUCACCCUCACACAAAAGCCCCAUUUCGCAUCCCAAGUGAUGUGAUCUGGCCUGUACUGGCAGUCAACAUACUGUAUGCCAUCACUCCUCUCCUGGUGGUUCUUCGUGUGCGUGGCAACACCCAUUUCUUUCUUCGGGUCGCUCCCUUCCCCGGGCAAACGGGCCUGCCGAAUAGCGAGGAGAAAGAUACUAAGUACAAAAAAAAAUAG